Messenger RNA from Hemibagrus wyckioides, 1982 nucleotides. RefSeq names its product tryptophan hydroxylase 1b (gene tph1b). The coding region runs from base 257 to 1699 and encodes 480 amino acids. Gene Ontology annotation, cellular component: neuron projection. NCBI's taxonomy places the organism in Eukaryota, Metazoa, Chordata, Actinopteri, Siluriformes, Bagridae. Gene Ontology annotation, biological process: aromatic amino acid metabolic process; serotonin biosynthetic process. The transcript has 11 exons. The record is from RefSeq and is a predicted model, not a curated record. Gene Ontology annotation, molecular function: tryptophan 5-monooxygenase activity; iron ion binding.
AUUAUUAUAAUGAGUACCGUGUCGGAUUAAUUAGCCUACACCACUCGAUGACGCUUCUUGAUCAUUAUUUUCCGUGUCCUUUCCCAGUUCUGUAAUCAGCACUUGGUGUUAGUAGUGCAAAACCCCUUCGUGCACGCGCAUGCGCGUAAUUGCCCCUGUCCAGUGCCCAGCGCUGGAUAAAUACCGCUUCGCGCUGAAGUCCGGAAGACACGCGCCUUCUCGGUGACGCGUUCACGCGUCCACAGAGUUAGAUGGCAUGUUUUCGACUAAGACUAACGGACCACGCCGAGGACGCUCUUUUGACUCCAUUCACAAAUAUCACAUAGAAAAUCAACACAACUAUGAGAUGAAUAAAUCCACAUUUAAUCAUACUAAUGAGAGCCAAGAUGAUUCCCUGUCCUCCAAAAAAGAACAUGCAGCAAUUGUCUUCUCUCUGAAGAAUGAAGUUGGUAACCUCGUAAAGGCAUUAAAACUUUUUCAGGAACACCAUAUCAGCCUUUUACACAUCGAGUCCCGGAAGUCCAGGUGGCGUAACUCUGAGCUGGAGGUGUUGGUCAACUGUGACAGUGAGCAAGAGACUCUGAACAAAAUCAUUCAGCUGCUGAGAAAACAAACAAACAUCAUCACCAUGGACUUACCGGACCAACAGAGCACACCUGAUGAAACUAUCUCAGAAGAGCCCUGGUUUCCCAGGAAGAUCUCAGAUCUUGACAAAUCUGCCAACCGUGUUCUGAUGUACGGUUCUGACCUGGAUGCUGAUCAUCCUGGAUUUAAAGACAGUGUCUACCGAAAGAGAAGGAGGUACUUUGCUGACCUUGCAAUGAACUACAAACAUGGAGACCCGAUCCCACGUGUGGAAUUCACAGAGGAGGAGGUGAAGACGUGGAGCGUGGUGUUCAGAGAGCUGAAUAAGCUCUACCCUACACACGCCUGUAGAGAGUACCUGCGUAACCUGCCUCUGCUCACACAGCAGUGUGGCUACAGAGAAGACAACAUCCCUCAGCUGGAGGACGUAUCCCGCUUUCUCAAAGAGCAAACAGGCUUCACAAUUCGCCCAGUAGCUGGAUAUUUGUCACCCCGUGAUUUCCUGGCAGGUUUGGCAUUUCGCGUGUUCCACUGUACUCAGUACAUUCGCCACAGUUCUCAUCCACUCUACACACCUGAGCCGGACACAUGUCAUGAGUUGCUUGGUCAUGUGCCCUUGCUGGCAGAACCAAGCUUUGCCCAGUUCUCUCAGGAGUUAGGCCUAGCUUCACUGGGGGCUUCUGAUGAUGCCGUACAGAAACUGGCAACCUGCUACUUCUUCACGGUGGAGUUUGGCUUAUGUAAGCAGGACGGCCAGCUUCGAGCCUACGGGGCAGGUCUUCUCUCAUCCAUCAGUGAACUUCAGCACGCACUCUCAGGCGGUGCCAAAAUCCUGCCUUUCGAUCCCAAAGUGACAUGCAGACAGGAGUGUCUCAUCACCACCUUUCAGGAGGUCUACUUUAUGUCUGAGAGCUUUGAGGAGGCUAUGGUUAAAAUGAGGGAAUUUGCCAAGACCAUCAGGCGUCCGUUCACUGUGCGCUACAACCCGUACACACAAAGUGUGUGUGUGCUGAGGGACAUGCCCAGCAUUAACAGCGUGGUUGAGGAGCUCCGACAUGAACUGGACAUAGUGGGAGACGCACUCCAAAGGCUCCACAAACGCAUGGGAGUCUAACACCACAAUGCACCCGGUCCUGGGGGAAGCCACAGCAAGGCGGAGUUUAGUGAGCUCAGAGGGGUUGAAUUCAACCUUCUCUGCAGUGUGAUGGAGUGCAAUCUGAGAUCACUGGCUUAAAUCUUGUCAAUUAUCUUUCACACUGCAACUGCAAACCAUUUAAUCACUAUCACGUUUAAGAUGUAUAUGUCAGAUCCUGUUUUCUCCACUGAAAAAAAUCAGUGCUGAUUGAAUGCCAGCACUACACACUUCACUGAUUAUAAAGAGACUUCAGUAAAUGGUG